Lactuca sativa (garden lettuce) is the source of this 561-nucleotide messenger RNA. Lineage: Eukaryota; Viridiplantae; Streptophyta; Magnoliopsida; Asterales; Asteraceae. The record is from RefSeq and is a predicted model, not a curated record.
AUGGCUACAUCUAUGCGUUCAUACGGGUUGAUAGACGCAGAUUCCCGGUGCUUGUUCAUGUUCAACGCACAGCCAGGUGAGCAUCUGCAUCUCGAUCAACUAAUCGGCGUCAACCUCUCUCCAAUUCAGGCACUAAAGAUCGAAGAGGGUGAUGAAGAUUUGUGGUGCUUGUUGAUUGACCAUGAACCUGCUUAUUCAACUUUCUGGAUGGAAGUGACAAUGAAUCGUGGAUCCAUUGCCACUGCUAGAUUCGUGGAUGGAUCACAAGAGUUCGAUGAUGAAGAGACUAUGGAGAUUGCAGAGAUUGUAGUUGAGUAUGACAAGUACUCGAGGUAUCUUAGAAAGAUAUCUGAACUUCCAGUCACGAUUAUAGGAAAGAAUAAAGCCGAUGGAUCAAAAGAAGGAGAAGGAGAGAUUUGUGUGGUUUGUCAAGAAGAAUAUGAAGCGGGUCUAACGAUAGGAACACUCAAAUGCGGACAUGUGUAUCAUGAAAAAUGCAUCAAGAAAUGGUUGGUGCAGAAAAACUUGUGUCCAAUCUGCAGGUCCACAGCUCUUUCAUGA